AUGAGUUUUUCUAUUGGAACCCCACAUUUUAAGGUCUUUAAUAUUCUUGAUACUGGUAGCUGUCUUGUUUGGUUGCAAUGCAAACCUUGUAAAAACUUGUUACAACCAACACUCUCCAAUUUUGAUCCAUCAAAAUCCAAGACAUAUAGAACCAUUCCUUGUUCUUCUUCUAACUGUCAGUAUCUAGGUGAUCUUAAGUCUUGCUCUAAUGAUAUUAAGAAAACUUGUGAAUACUCCAUGAUAUAUGGUGAUAAAUCAACACAUGGAGAUCUUAGUGUUGAAACCCUCACUUUUGAGUCCACAAAUGGAUCUCCCAUCUCAUUUCCAAACAUUGUGAUUGGAUGUGGACAUAACAAUACAUUUACAUUUAAGUUUACAGAGCCAAACACUGGCGUAGUUGGCCUUAUAGGUGGACCUCUUUCUCUAAUAACUCAAACGGGUUCAUCAAUUGGUGGGAAAUUUUCCUAUUGUUUGGUGCCAAUGUUUCUAGAUCCUAACACCUCAAGCAAACUCAAUUUUGGUGAUACUGCUAUUGUUUCUGGAAAGGGGUCUGUUUCAACUCCCAUAGUCCAAGGUCUCCUAAUCUUGGAAGCAUUUAGUGUGGGAAACAAGAGGAUAGAGUUUGGAAACUCUUCCUCUAGAUCUAUUUAA
Lotus japonicus is the source of this 651-nucleotide messenger RNA. Its product is annotated as aspartic proteinase CDR1-like. Gene Ontology annotation, cellular component: extracellular region. The transcript has a single exon. Bases 1 to 651 code for a protein of 216 amino acids. The record is from RefSeq and is a predicted model, not a curated record. Lineage: Eukaryota; Viridiplantae; Streptophyta; Magnoliopsida; Fabales; Fabaceae.